Molecule: messenger RNA, 2303 nt
Organism: Medicago truncatula (barrel medic)
Lineage: Eukaryota; Viridiplantae; Streptophyta; Magnoliopsida; Fabales; Fabaceae
Product: glucomannan 4-beta-mannosyltransferase 2
Exons: 9
Coding region: 251-1879 (542 amino acids)
Cellular component (GO): Golgi apparatus
Molecular function (GO): mannan synthase activity
Source: RefSeq, a predicted model, not a curated record
GACUAUAAAGUAACCUCUUUAUCUCUACACUCAUUGCCCUUCUCACACACUCUCUCUCUCUCUCUCUUACUCUCUCUCUCUCUCUCUCUCACUGUCUUGAACUAGAAAGAAUGCCUUUGUUUGUUUCACAUUCAUAGGCAUUCUUAAGGUUAAGGAGUCAAAAUUGUGUACAAGUUUUGAUUUUUAGGGGGUGCAGAGAGAAAGGGUUUAAAGGGCUAUUUUAAUAGAGAGAGAUCUCAUAAAAAUCAAAAUGGUUGAGUCAGAACCUAAAGUUUAUAUACCAGAGUCAUUUCAAGUGAACUAUGAUGUGUCAAGUCAAAUUAAGAUGAUAUGGGAUGUAAUGAAAGCACCAUUAAUUGUACCAUUUUUGAAUGCUUGUGUUUACAUUUCAUUAGCAAUGGCACUUAUGCUUUUUAUGGAAAGAGUUUAUAUGGGUUUUGUUAUCAUUUUGGUUAAGCUUUUUUGGAAAAAACCUGAACAACGUUAUAAGUAUGAGCCUCUUCAAGAUGAUGAAGAACUUGGUGGCGAGAAUUUUCCUGUUGUUCUUGUUCAAAUUCCAAUGUUCAAUGAAAGAGAGGUUUAUAAGGUUUCAAUUGGAGCGGCUUGCGGGCUUUCAUGGCCGACGGAUCGACUCGUGAUCCAAGUACUUGAUGAUUCUACUGACCCUGUUGUUAAGCAACUAGUGGAAAUGGAAUGCCAAAGAUGGGCAAGUAAAGGAAUAAAUAUAACAUACCAAAUUAGAGAAACAAGAGGUGGAUACAAAGCAGGUGCAUUGAAAGAAGGACUAAAACGUAGCUAUGUCAAGCAUUGUGAAUAUGUUGUCAUAUUUGAUGCUGAUUUUAGUCCUCCUCCUGAUUUUCUUAGAAGAGCCAUUCCUUUUCUUGUUGGUAAUCCUGAAAUUGCUCUUGUUCAAGGUCGUUGGAGAUUUGUGAAUGCAAAUGAAUGUUUGUUGACAAGAAUGCAAGAGAUGUCUUUGGAUUACCAUUUCACAGUUGAGCAAGAAGUUGGAUCAGCUACUCAUGCUUUCUUUGGCUUCAAUGGGACGGCCGGUAUUUGGAGAAUUGCUGCUAUCAAUGAAGCAGGAGGAUGGAAAGAUAGAACAACAGUUGAAGAUAUGGACCUCGCUGUUCGAGCAAGUCUUAGGGGAUGGAAAUUUUUGUACCUUGGAGACCUCCAGGCAAACAGUGAACUUCCAAGUACUCUGAGAGCCUUCAGAUUCCAGCAGCACAGAUGGUCGUGUGGUCCUGCUAAUCUGUUCCGCAAAAUGGCGAUGGAGAUUAUAAGGAACAAGAAAGUGAAGUUCUGGAAGAAAGUGUAUGUUAUAUACAGCUUUUUCCUUGUUCGCAAGAUCGUAGCUCACAUGGUCACUUUCUUCUUCUACUGUCUUGUAAUUCCCCUCACAAUUUUGGUUCCUGAGGUUCAUGUUCCAAUUUGGGGAGCUGUUUACAUUCCUUCCAUCAUCACCAUUCUCAACUCAGUCGGAACACCAAGGUCAAUUCACCUUCUGUUCUAUUGGAUCCUUUUCGAGAAUGUCAUGUCUUUGCAUCGUACCAAGGCAACCCUAAUCGGUUUGCUAGAAUAUGGGAGGGCUAACGAAUGGGUUGUGACUGAAAAACUUGGAGAUUCUGUAAACAACAACAACAAUAAAAAAGACAAAUCUGGAGAUGCAGCCAAGAAAACCAAUGUCAAAGUUCAAAAGAAAACAAGAUCCAAAUUUAUGGAAAGGCUUAAUUUCUUGGAGCUAGGAUUUGCAGUGUUUCUCUUCUUUUGUGGAUGCUAUGACUAUGUUCAUGGAAAACACAACUACUUUAUCUACCUUUUCCUACAAACCUUAACCUUCACAAUUGUAGGAUUUGGUUAUGUUGGAACCAUAGUGUAAAACCACUUUGAGCCAAAAUCCUUAAAGUUUCGUAAGUGUCGUGUCGAUAUUGUCCUAGUUUCUCCUCUACAAAGUACAAGAAGGGAGUCUAAAAUUCUUCGAGCAACGAAACGCUGCACCAAAUCUACAGUUAAUUUAGAGGAAGGAGAAGUUCUUUCCAAGAUUUUCAUUGUCAUCAAUCAAGAAGAUAGAAGUAAUCAAUGGAGUACAAAGGCUUGAAGACAACCAAGAUCUAUAAAAAAAAAAAAAAAAAAAAGUGCUUAAAUUAGAGCUUUAGACUGUUAGAUAGUGUGGUUUUUGUUUGCAUAGAUUGUUUGGUGAGAUUUUUACAGUUAUAUAUUUUGUUGGACCUUUAUUUAUUUAGUUUUCUAUAAUUUGUGACAAAUAAUUGGGUGGAUAAAUUAUGCACUUUUGAUACAUUUUA